Messenger RNA from Ruditapes philippinarum (Manila clam), 2151 nucleotides. RefSeq names its product DNA excision repair protein ERCC-1-like. Lineage: Eukaryota; Metazoa; Mollusca; Bivalvia; Venerida; Veneridae. The record is from RefSeq and is a predicted model, not a curated record. The coding region runs from base 95 to 1180 and encodes 361 amino acids. Gene Ontology annotation, cellular component: ERCC4-ERCC1 complex; nucleotide-excision repair factor 1 complex; nucleus. The transcript is spliced from 12 exons. Gene Ontology annotation, biological process: nucleotide-excision repair; UV-damage excision repair; meiotic mismatch repair. Gene Ontology annotation, molecular function: damaged DNA binding; single-stranded DNA binding.
AUCUUUCGGAUGUAUAGCACAAUGUUUGACAGUGAAAGAUAUUGCGAAAACGGCGGGCGAUCGCAAUGUAAACAAAUUAUUUCCUCCAAACAAAAUGUCAACAAGACCAAAGUUUCGCAUACCAACAACAAAUGAAGUGAAUAAAGAUCCCCAAAACGAGUGUAAGCAGUACUCACUGUUCAAGAGUUACCAGCAGAAUAAAGGGAAGAGUGAAAGUAAUUCUGAUAGUUCAACAUCGGCUUCAAAAAUUUCUUCAUCAUCUACAUCAGCUAAAUCAACCUUAGCUGCUUCAGACAUACCGGGUAAAGGUAAAAAUGCAACUGGAAGUAAAGAAUCUUUUUCAUCAUCUAAUUCAACAUCUAUAUCAACGGCAAUAGGAGUAAAUUCUUUUAAAUCAUCAAGUUCAUCAUCUACAAAUUCAUCAUCAUCUGAACAGACUAACCAUCCAGUAACUGUGUCUACAGAAAAUAUUUCAUCAUCAUCUGCUGGCUCAGGAAGCACUUCCACAUCAUCAAAGGCAGCAUCAUCUAACAGCAUCAUUGUCAAUUAUAGACAGAGAGGUAAUCCUAUCUUGAAACAUAUAAGAAAUGUUCCUUGGCAAUAUGGUAGUAUUGUACCAGAUUAUGUAAUGGGAGUAGCAAAUUGUGCAUUAUUUCUCAGCUUACGUUAUCACCAACUUCAUCCAGAAUAUCUCCACAACAGAUUGAAGGAGCUUGGAAAAGGAUACGAUCUCAGGGUUCUGCUUGUACAAGUAGAUGUGAAAGAUCCACAUCAUCAACUCAAAGAUCUAGCAAAAAUAUGUAUAUUGGCAGAUCUGACACUGAUAUUAGCAUUCAGUGCUGAAGAAGCAGGUCGGUAUUUGGAAGCAUAUAAAGUAUACGAGAACAAGCCUGCUGAAGUUCUUAUGGAGAAAACAGAGACAGAUUAUGUUUCCAAGCUAACAGAAUGUCUCACCACAGUAAAAUCAGUAAAUAAAACAGAUAGUAUGACUUUACUCUCUGCAUUCAAGUCAAUGGAUGGUAUAAUUAAUGCAAGUAAAGAGGAUAUAUCAUUUUGUGCUGGAUUUGGCCCACAGAAGGCACAGCGGUUAUUUGAUGUUUUUCAUGAGCCAUUUGUAAAAGGUAGAAAAAGACUUAAAGAAACAAGUGCAGAUUCCAGUCCUACAAAGAAACCUAGCUGAAUGGUGAAGAAUAACAAAGUGAUAAAUUAUUAAAAGACAUGUGUCUCAGUGUCAUGCUGAUCAAAAUGGAAACCUAUUGUUGUACCCACGAAGUGGUUAUGUGUAAAUCAACAAUAUGGUUAUUUUUGAACUUUGUGUGACUUAAGUUUAACAGAAAAGGAACCAAACAUUUGUAAGCAAUGGCUGAAAAAAUAUUGAUAGAAAUGAUAAUGCAUGUCUACAAGUGAAAUGCAAGGGAAACAUUUUACUGAUUAUAUUAUUAUAUAUCUUAUUCACUAUACAAAUGUGAUUAUAGUUUUCAUGAAUUCUACUGGGAGAACUUCAUACAAAGAUGUUUUACUUAAAAUUAUUAUUACAUUUGUUUGAGAUACGAGUACCUACAUUUAGGAAGUCAUGUUGAAUGAAAUAUUGCCAAUUACAUGUAUAUCGUCUUUCCUAAUUUAUAUAAGAAUGUCUUUUUUUCAUUUGCCAAAACAAUUUAUAAAUUGAGACAUUGUACACACCAGUCUGAGUUUGCUGCAUUGAAGUGAGCAAUUUCUACUUGAGAGGGAUGUAAACACAUCUGGAAUAAUCUAUACAUAGAAAUUUGGUUGUUUGUUUAAUUGAGUGGCAUUCCCGCAGACAUUUACGUUAUAUAUUGUUAUAUAUUUCAGACUGCUUAUGUGACAGCAUCCAUUACACUAGAUCUAGCAUUAAGGCUUUAUAUAAAUACUAGCACAAUAAACAGUCAGAGAAAAUGAGCCCCAGUUGUAAUGUUACAUCAUGACAAAAUUUUAUCUUCCAAAUAGUCUACAUAAAAUGGCAGAUCUUAAAAUAUCCUUUAUAGACACAGAUCACAGAUAUAUAUCAUAUUAUAUUGUGACCAAGAUUUUGUUUAGUAGUACUCAUCUUUGUAUGAAUUAAAACGGUUAUAUGAAUGAAUGCAAAAAUACAAGUCUUGUUUGAUUAUUAAAAUAGUUUAACACCAGUCA